AUUCCAACAUACGAUGAUAACAAAAUCUCCCUGUUCUGAUUUCGAUCCUUGUAUCACCGAUGUCGGCCGCCUUCUAUCCAGCCCUAGCGCACGCCCUCCGUCGCACCACCCUGCCCAAUGCCGUUCACUGCGCCCAGCGUCUCGGCCGUACCAUUUCCAACUCCUUCAUCCAGAGGUCUGACGGAGUGCACGUGGACAAGCUCAUCGUCGGGGAGGCAUUCGAGCCCUACCCUUCUGGUCCUGUAGACGGAUUGGUAUUCGAGGACCAGACGGAGGAGUAUGCUGCUUUUGCGCCGCCCUCGAUGCCCGAAGUGGAAGAUAGCACUACGGCAAUGAACAUGGUUCUUCAGAUGCAUCUGCGCGAGAAGCAGAUCAACCGCGCCAUUACGUUAAUAGACGAGCUCGAGGCUGUUGGAGUGCCUAUUCGGGAAUCGGACGACUUCCAACUGGUGGAAGACGACGAGUUUCGACCUCAGGACGCACGGACCUUCCUCCAGGUAUGGCAGUACGUAAAGGACCUGAAGGAAGGCAGGAUCAAGAUGGAGGAAUUUGGGAGUCAGGCAAGGAGGUUCGUCCGGCUGCUUGGGCCCUUCUUUCGAGAGGGAAGGGAGCUCCUGCCUAUGGCCAACUUUGCACUUCUCGCUGCUGGCAAGGGGUAUGCAGCAAUCAUCGGACCCAAAGUUGUUCCCCACCUUGUGCGAUAUGGCUCGCCAGACUUUGCGGAGACGUUCGUUGAGCACCUGCUCCGGAGGGCGGGAGAGCAUCCAGGUACGAUGAAGGUGCACGAGGAACUUGGCAACGAGCUGUAUAAUAUCCUCAUUCGAGGACAAAGCAUGAAUUUACGAGCACAGUACGCGGCUCAGCUCUUGCUCAGGGCACGGGAAGAACUGGGUGUCAAGAUUGCUGGAGGAACGUAUUCGAUCCUCCUUAUCGAGCUCACCAAGGGACGUCAGGAGGCCCUCUUGAGCCGGAUCAAGCCACUGGCACUUGAAGACCACCCCGACUACACUUGGUCCGUGGAUUCGAAUCUGAAAUCGCUGAAUCCCGAAUCUCUCCAGAGAGAAACAAAGCUCUUCGAGCUGCUUCCCACUGCUACGGACAGCGAAGUCGCCGACGCGCUUUGCGAGCUCCUAUCGACCCCUCCGAAAGCCCGUAUUUCCAGCAUUGCCGAUUUCAUCGCUGAGUGUGUGACGCAAAAACGGACAAGGGUCAUGGACAUCGUCGACUAUCGGUCCAACAAGCCUCACCAAAUCAGCGGUCGGUCAAGAGCCUGGACAGGCCAGUGGAGCACCGCCGUGAUGCUCUAUUUUUAUCGCCGAGAGCAGUACGUCGAUGUGAUCAGGAACUUUGUGCAUCGGUUUCAAGUCUAUGGCCUGCCGAUCGACGACGCCUUCCUGCAGAAUAUGGCAGUCCCUGGAGCGUUAAAGCUCUGGCCGAGCCCUUAUGCCAUCGCCCUUGUGAUACAGGCAAUACUCCUUAGACUGCCUAUUCGAGAGCCUGAUGGCAGUGAACAGCAUGCAGAUUUGUAUCACAAGUAUAUCAGUUGGGUCAAGGACGGCCUUGUCAAGAAUCAUUCCCGGAAUACUGCAACCCUGCUGGCCAACGAGGAGACAGUAACGGGCGACGCGCCUCUCGAAGAGAUGGCCUAUUCCUUUUCUCCUUCCGCGGCGCACGCACUUCCAACAUACGAACUCUUCCGCAGGUUCAUCGUGGAGGCCUUCAACAGCAAUAAAUCUUACGGACACACGUUCAUGUUAACCGCAUUGGAGGAUAUGCAAGAGCUUGGUGUCUUCCCGAACAGCAUUAUCUGGACAGAAAUAUGCCUGAUGCUCAUCGAGUUCGGGAAUCCGCGGUUGAUGUCCUACUUCCUCGAUCUCAUGGAGGGCAGGCAAGCCUCGAUCGACCAACGGGAUUGGCCGUCCGACUACCGAAUACUUCAGCAUUUCCGGGAUGACUUGCCCCGCCCAAACGUCAUGAUGUAUGGAAGGCUCGUGCACCACCUGAUGAAGAAGACGAUCCGUGCGACUUCGCGAGGAGAAGUGUGGCUAUCUAUGGCAAUCGAUCUUCGGGAGCGGAUGCUCUCGCUUGGCUGGGAUCCUAGGACCGCUCCAAAUGGACUGCAUCGCACAGCAGCAAUGUUCCGAGAUCUCGAUCAACUGAUCAAGAACUACGACGAGGCAAACAUGCCUCUUCACUCCAACCUUCACAAUUCAUAUAGAGGCAUCGGUAAGGACGCUGUAGCGUACCAACAGAAUCCGAACUUUACUCCGAGGUCGUCACCGCUCAACAAGAAAGAGCCGAAUAUCGAACUAUCGAAACCGGGUCAACGACCGCCACCGAAAGCUACAGGACGUUGGGCGCCAAAGGUAGCACGAAUACCGUCUAACGGACCUUCAACCCUCGAAGCAGCUUUCACCCCAUGAAACUGUUCUUAUUCAUUCCAGCUGAGGCAUUUCUUGUCACUUUUUCGAGCAACCCUCAGAGAUAAACGAAGAAUUAAAGGAUAGUUCUUCGCCAUCGACGGCAGAGUGACACACGAUCCCUGUAUUGCACUGUAAACUACCAUGCAUUGUACUUCAUCUC
Dacryopinax primogenitus is the source of this 2583-nucleotide messenger RNA. RefSeq lists its product as uncharacterized. NCBI's taxonomy places the organism in Eukaryota, Fungi, Basidiomycota, Dacrymycetes, Dacrymycetales, Dacrymycetaceae. The record is from RefSeq and is a predicted model, not a curated record. The transcript has a single exon. The coding region runs from base 60 to 2423 and encodes 787 amino acids.